Molecule: messenger RNA, 1131 nt
Organism: Hermetia illucens (black soldier fly)
Lineage: Eukaryota; Metazoa; Arthropoda; Insecta; Diptera; Stratiomyidae
Gene: H2.0
Product: H2.0-like homeobox protein
Exons: 4
Coding region: 123-968 (281 amino acids)
Biological process (GO): regulation of DNA-templated transcription
Molecular function (GO): sequence-specific DNA binding; DNA-binding transcription factor activity, RNA polymerase II-specific
Source: RefSeq, a predicted model, not a curated record
AUCAUUUCAUCGGAUUGGUGGAAGUGAUCUUCGUGUUCCUAUUUUGAAAAAAUAAAAUCCUUUCCAUAACAAAAGGUAGUUGACUUAACAUUGUUUAGUGGAGGUCCUAGAAUUUACGUAGCAUGGAAGCUCCGCGAGUGCCAAUCAUUUCUGACAAUAAUGACCUUGGAAACGUUGCCAUUGAUGCAACAGGAUGUUUGCCAGUUUCCGAUCGUGACCCAUCCAAGUUGGAAAAGGAUAGUGUACCUUAUGACUUGAACUUCAGUAUAAUGUGCUUGCUGAGGAAUCAUAAUUCAGAACCAGUUGAUAAAGGUGGACUUUCAAUGUGUGCCGACGUUAAUCCAGAUGACGAUCACGGAUUUUCAGAAGACAAGGGACCGCGAAAUUUUAAUUUCAGCAAUGGUUCUUCGAAUUUACAUAGUACAUCAACCCUAGUGAAACCAACUCCUAUAAGGCCAACCGGAGGUUUCUGUACUGCGCUACUGUGCCCACAGUUACUCCCCUAUGAAGAACCAACGCAGGAGCGACUGUUUCAAAAGGCAAUACCUGAUGGGUCUUCCACCAAAAUAAUCACCUCACAACUACAAAACAAUCUACAAAUAAGUCAACAGCCUUUCAAACAAACCCUGUCGCAAUUCGAAACAGGAACUAGUAAUUGUGUGCAAAGUACAAAUUCUGGAAAAAGGAAGCGUUCGUGGUCACGAGCUGUUUUCAGCAAUUUGCAACGAAAAGGUUUGGAAAUUCAAUUUCAAAUUCAAAAAUACAUUACAAAACCGGACAGACGUAAGUUAGCCGCAACAUUAAAUCUUACCGAUGCCCAGGUCAAAGUUUGGUUUCAAAAUCGACGUAUGAAAUGGAGACAUGCAAGAGGAAAUUUUAGGAAUAAACAGGAGAAAUCUGCCUAUGGGAAACAGUUUUAUGAGGAGGAAAGCAGUGAUGAGAAUGAAAUAGAUGUUGUAGCGGAUUGAAUACUAUAAUACCACUUAGUGCAGUAUUUUUAGAUUAGUUAUUUAAUAAUGUGACUUGAAUGUUGUAGGUUUAUUUAUUUUAUUAGAUUGAUGUAGCUUUAAAGUUCGUAGAUUAGAUUAUAUAUUAUAUAUAUGAUUUAAUGAAUUGAUAUGUCUAUAUUGA